Camellia sinensis is the source of this 2258-nucleotide messenger RNA. The record is from RefSeq and is a predicted model, not a curated record. NCBI's taxonomy places the organism in Eukaryota, Viridiplantae, Streptophyta, Magnoliopsida, Ericales, Theaceae.
AGCACCUCCGCAACACGUGAAGUGACUCCAAAAAGCUUUUGAAACCCCCCAAGCAAUUUCGCGUGCCACUCUUCUUUGAUUUGCCAGUUUCUCUGCUUUGGGUUCCAAAAGGACAUAUCGCAUAAAUAACAGAAUAAACCUGUGGAGGUUCUUCCCAAUCCUAUCUAUCUAUCCACCUCUCUAUCUCUCAAUCUCUCUCUCUCUCUCUCUCUCAAUAUCUUCUCUCUCUCAAUAUCUUCUAACAUUAUUUCUCCACCAGAUGGCUUCAUCUGCCCUUAUCUGUGACAAGGAGCAAUGGAAGGACUUGAAGGCCCAUGUUGACGACAUUAAAAAGACGCAUUUACGCGAAUUGAUGAGUGACUCUGAGCGAUGCAAAUCAAUGAUGGCUGAGUUUGAUGGGAUACUAUUGGACUACUCGAGGCAGUGUGCCACUCUUGAAACAAUGAAUAAGCUAUUCAAGUUGGCAGAGGCUGCGUGUCUUAAAGAAAAAAUUAACAAGAUGUUUAAUGGGGAGCGGAUAAACAGCACGGAGAACAGGUCUGUCCUUCAUGUAGCUCUUCGUGCUCCAAGAGAUGCAGUUAUAAACAGCAAUGGAAAGAAUGUCGUCCCAGAUGUUUGGAAUGUUCUGGACAAGAUCCGGGAUUUUUCUGAGAGGGUGCGCAGUGGUUCUUGGGUUGGAGCAACAGGAAAAGCAUUGACAAAUGUUAUCGCUAUUGGUAUAGGUGGCAGCUUCUUAGGUCCUCUUUUUGUGCACUCUUGGCAAUCUACAGAUCCAGAGGCUAUUGAAUGUGCAAGAGGACGCCAACUGCGCUUUCUUGCAAAUGUUGAUCCAAUUGACGUUGCUAGAAAUAUUGCUGGGUUGAACCCUGAAACUACAUUAGUUGUGGUGGUUUCAAAAACUUUUACAACGGCUGAAACUAUGUUGAAUGCUCGGACACUUAGGGAAUGGAUCUCAUCUGCUUUGGGGCCUGAGGCUGUUUCAAAGCAUAUGGUUGCUGUCAGUACUAAUCUAACGCUUGUAGAGAAGUUUGGGAUUGACCCCAAAAAUGCUUUUGCAUUCUGGGACUGGGUUGGAGGCCGAUAUAGUGUUUGCAGCGCUGUUGGAGUAUUUCCUUUAUCUCUCCAAUACGGGUUCUUGGUUGUUGAGAAGUUCCUGAAGGGAGCUUCAAGCAUUGAUCAACACCACUACACCUACAUCUAUAUAAGGAAUCUCCAGGUGCUUUUAGGUUUGUUGAGCGUAUGGAAUGUCUCAUUUCUUGGAUAUCCUGCAAGAGCCAUUUUACCUUAUUCUCAAGCCCUGGAGAAGCUUGCCCCUCAUAUUCAACAGGUUAGCAUGGAGAGUAACGGGAAAGGGGUAUCAAUUGAUGGUGUGGCUCUUCCCUAUGAGGCUGGUGAAAUCGAUUUCGGUGAACCAGGAACAAAUGGUCAGCAUAGCUUUUACCAAUUAAUUCACCAGGGGCGAGUUAUUCCUUGUGAUUUUAUUGGCAUUGUGAAGAGUCAGCAACCUGUGUACCUGAAAGGUGAAGUGGUGAGUAACCACGAUGAGCUCAUGUCUAACUUUUUUGCACAGCCAGAUGCCCUUGCUUAUGGGAAGACCCCACAACAGUUGCAAAGUGAGAAUGUCUCCCAGCAUCUUAUCCCUCACAAGACCUUCUCUGGCAAUCGGCCUUCUCUCAGCCUUCUACUUCCAUCGUUGAGUGCUUAUAAUGUCGGACAGUUGCUGGCAUUCUAUGAACACAGAAUUGCUGUUGAAGGCUUCAUCUGGGGUAUCAACUCCUUUGACCAGUGGGGAGUUGAGUUAGGAAAGUCGCUGGCUUCCCAAGUGAGAAAGCAACUUCAUGCAUCUCGUAAGAAAGGAGAACCAGUUGAGGGCUUCAAUUUCAGUACUACAACAAUGCUAAACAGAUAUCUACAGGAUAGUUCGGAUGUACCUCCUGAUCCAUCCACUCUUCUUCCUCACAUGUAAGUGCUUUUUAGUUGAAGGAACUGCUAGCAAUCUUUCAGAUGAGUCUGUGGCUAAGACCUCAUAAGCUUCAAUAAAGUAGGGGCAUUACUAUCUUUAACUUCUCUAAAUGUUCUACGACCCCUGCUUUUUGGCAAAUUUUGUUCAUUUGCUUCAAAACUGAUUUGGAAUUACACAAUGUUUGUCUGUUCGAAGUUAUUCCUGAAAUUUUCUCGAUAAUAUUGAACUGAAUUCCUUGUUUGGGUUAAAUAAUUGGAGGGCAGUUUAAAUGAAAUAUUAGGCAUUCUUGUUUAAC